This is a messenger RNA of Opisthorchis viverrini, 255 nucleotides long. RefSeq lists its product as hypothetical. The transcript has a single exon. The record is from RefSeq and is a predicted model, not a curated record. Bases 1 to 255 code for a protein of 84 amino acids. NCBI's taxonomy places the organism in Eukaryota, Metazoa, Platyhelminthes, Trematoda, Opisthorchiida, Opisthorchiidae.
AUGAAGGAACUUGGGCAACCCCAUGUGCCUACAAUGGCAAAUGUGCAUUCUUCGGCGGGCAUUCUAUGUGAAAAGAAGCGUGAAAAAAAGAAAUCACCGGCUGUGAAGUGGUCAAAAUUACAGCUCAAACAUGAGGUUAGUAGAUACACGGUUUUACUUUCAAAACCGCCCCAAAGUGUUGAAACAACCGUCGAGUACAAGAUGUCAAAGGGAGACGUGGCGUCUCCGAGUGUUGAGCAUCUCAUGUUCUUAUGA